Indicator indicator is the source of this 620-nucleotide messenger RNA. It is a transcript of the gene CHAC2, whose product is annotated as ChaC glutathione specific gamma-glutamylcyclotransferase 2. Lineage: Eukaryota; Metazoa; Chordata; Aves; Piciformes; Indicatoridae. Gene Ontology annotation, molecular function: gamma-glutamylcyclotransferase activity; glutathione specific gamma-glutamylcyclotransferase activity. The transcript has 3 exons. Gene Ontology annotation, biological process: glutathione catabolic process. The record is from RefSeq and is a predicted model, not a curated record. The coding region runs from base 1 to 555 and encodes 184 amino acids. Gene Ontology annotation, cellular component: cytoplasm.
AUGUGGGUGUUCGGCUACGGCUCCCUCAUCUGGAAGGUGGAUUUCCCUUACGAGGACAAGAUGGUAGGAUGCAUCCAGGGCUACAGCCGCCGCUUCUGGCAGGGCAGCACCGACCACCGCGGCGUGCCGGGCAAGCCUGGAAGAGUUGUGACUCUGGUUGAAGAUCCUGAGGGGUGUGUAUGGGGGGUUGCUUACAGACUGCCAGCAGGACAAGAAUGUGAAGUGAAGGCAUACCUGGACUUCAGAGAGAAGGGAGGCUACAGGACUACAACUGUAAUUUUCUACCCAAAGGACCUGUCAGUAAAACCAUUUGAUGUGUUGUUGUACAUUGGAACUUGUGACAACCCAAACUACCUUGGUCCAGCACCUCUGGAAGAAAUCGCUGAACAGAUUUGUAAUUCUGUUGGUCCUAGUGGAAGAAACACAGAGUAUCUGUUUGAACUUGCUAAUUCUAUCAGAAAUCUUGUGCCGGAAGAUGCAGAUGAACAUCUCUUCUCCUUAGAGAAACUAGUCAAGGAAUUCUUGGAAAAGCAUCAAAACCUCAAUUGUCUAUAAAAUAACUUCUUUGUUUUAGCAGUCUUGCUUCAUCUUCAGAGGAGCUGUUUCAUUGCACAGUGGGG